AUGCCUUUAGCGCCAUCGUCAUCCAACAGCUUGACGCGUUUGGUGGAAAAGCUCCCAGCGCCUAUUACGCAUACCCAGUUCGAGCAAGAAGCUUUGCAGUGGAACAUCAGCAUCAAAAACUACCUCGAAAACCAUGCGGAUCUCAUCAUUGACCUGAGUAGGGCUCGCGGUAAACCCUUUCUUGCGGCCGAGCAGCUGAGCGUACUGGCUGGACAUGACGCACCCUGGCACCGUCUGUUACGCGACAAAACAAACCGGUAUAACGCGAUGCGUAUGUUGAUCGCUCGUAUAAUCGCCAAUAGAGUCGAUCCCGAGACCGCUGCCGAGACAAGCCUGCUUCCCAAGGACAUCUUACGAACAUACCAUGAGAUUGUGACUGGGGGAAAGCAGAAUCCCAACGUGCCCCUUAUGCAGAAUAUCUGGCGUGCCAUGACAAUGAACCUGGUAUCGACGACGUGCCAGACAUCCACCGCUGCCUCAUUAGCGACCAGUACCUUGUUCCCUUCCAUUCAGGAGACAGCAAAGACGAUUCACGACGCUCUUGAUCCGCUGCUUCUCCGUCGUUCCGAGCCCGAGGCAGCCAGCGAGGCCCACCCGCUGGUAGACGUCGUCGCCAAGGGCACCCUGUUGGGAUUGCACAUGUUUGAGCAGAGCAACCCCACGAGAUUCUUUUGGCAACCCAGUGGCGAGCUGCGUGAUCGGUCAUCCGAGAAAACGUUGGUUGUGUUUCCCGGCAUCAUACAGCGGAGGAUACAGCCGGGUUCAAAAGAGCCGAAGCACGAGACUGUCAUUGUCCAGCCCGUUCGUGCUUAA
This is a messenger RNA of Colletotrichum spaethianum, 813 nucleotides long. RefSeq lists its product as uncharacterized. The transcript is spliced from 2 exons. Bases 1 to 813 code for a protein of 270 amino acids. NCBI's taxonomy places the organism in Eukaryota, Fungi, Ascomycota, Sordariomycetes, Glomerellales, Glomerellaceae. The record is from RefSeq and is a predicted model, not a curated record.